Messenger RNA from Lolium rigidum, 3687 nucleotides. Its product is annotated as ABC transporter G family member 48-like. The record is from RefSeq and is a predicted model, not a curated record. NCBI's taxonomy places the organism in Eukaryota, Viridiplantae, Streptophyta, Magnoliopsida, Poales, Poaceae. The coding region runs from base 1 to 3687 and encodes 1228 amino acids. Gene Ontology annotation, cellular component: membrane. The transcript has 17 exons. Gene Ontology annotation, molecular function: ATP binding; ATP hydrolysis activity; ABC-type transporter activity.
AUGAUUUGCUUACACAACGCCUGGCGUGGCGAUCGCAGGGUCUUAUUGGACGACUGGGAUCCUCCAACAAGAAAACCAUCAACAUACUUCGAAACGUCAAUGGCAUCCUCAAACCAUCAAGGAAAGAGCACAUUUAUGCGAGCCCUUGCUGGCAAGCUUGACAAAACCCUCAAGGUAUCUGGCAACAUCACAUAUUGUGGUCAUACACUUUCGCAGUUCUACCCAGAGAGGACCAGCGCAUAUGUUAGUCAAUACGAUCUCCACAAUGCGGAGAUGACUGUAAGAGAGACAUUGGAUUUCUCAAGGCGCUGCUUAGGCAUUGGUGCUAGAUAUGACAUGCUUGUAGAGCUCGCUAGGAGGGAGCGUGCUGCUGGCAUAAAGCCAGAUCCUGAGAUUGACGCUUACAUGAAAGCUACUGCGGUGCAAGGAAAACAAACUAAUAUUAUAACCGAUCUUACUCUCAAGGUGCUUGGGCUUGACAUAUGUGCUGAUACCAUGAUCGGUGAUGACAUGAUCAGAGGAAUUUCCGGUGGGCAAAAGAAGCGUGUCACGACUGGGGAAAUGUUAACCGGUCCCGCAAGGGCUUUGUUCAUGGAUGAGAUUUCCACUGGUUUGGAUAGUUCUAGCACAUUUCAGAUUGUAAAAUAUGUGAAGCAUUUGGUCCAUGUGAUGAAUGAGACUGUGAUGAUCUCCCUCCUACAACCACCGCCUGAGACAUACAACCUGUUUGAUGACAUAAUUCUGCUAUCAGAAGGUUACAUAGUGUACCAUGGGCCACGUGAGAACAUCUUGGAAUUCUUUGAAUCUUCUGGUUUCCGGUGCCCUGAGAGAAAAGGAAUUGCUGACUUUCUUCAAGAGGUCAUUUCCAAGAAAGACCAGCAACAAUACUGGUAUCUUGAAAACGAACAAUAUCGUUAUGUGUCAGUCCCAGAGUUUGCUGAACGUUUCAAGUCAUUCCAUGUAGGCGAGCAGAUGCUCAAGGAGGUGCAAAUCCCUUUUGAAAAAUCCAAAACCCAUCCUGCCGCGUUGACCACCAAGAAGUAUGGCCUAUCAAUGAAGGAGUCACUCAAGGCAGUGAUGUCAAGAGAGGUGUUGUUGAUGAAGCGCAACUCAUUCAUCUACAUCUUCAAGGUCACCCAGUUGAUCAUCCUCGGGCUCAUGGCCAUGACUGUGUUCCUCAGAACAAAGAUGCCCAGUGGGCAGAUUUCUGACGGUACCAAAUUCUUUGGAGCUCUCACUUUCAGUUUAAUCACCAUCUUAUUCAACGGGUUAGCUGAGCUACAACUGACCAUAAAGAUGCUUCCUACAUUCUACAAACAAAGGGAUUUCUUGUUCUUCCCUCCAUGGACCUUUGCACUGGCAAACCUACUCCUAAAAAUUCCUAUUUCACUUAUGGAGGCUGGGGUAUGGGUCGCCCUCACGUACUAUGUGAUGGGUUUUGCACCUGCUGCAGGAAGGUUCUUUCGUCAACUUCUAGCUUUCUUUGCUACUCACCAAAUGGCAAUGGCUUUGUUCCGAUUUCUUGCUGCUAUUUUUAAGUCAAUGGUUAUGGCCAACAAUUUUGGGAUGUUUGUAAUCCUUCUUAUUUUCAUAUUUGGAGGAUUUCUCAUCCCUAGAGGUGACAUCAGACCUUGGUGGAUUUGGGCUUAUUGGUCAUCUCCUAUGAUGUACAGUCAGAAUGCAAUAUCUGUCAAUGAAUUCCUUGCUAGUAGGUGGGCCAGUCCAAACAACGACAUUUCUAUUGAUGAACCAACAAUAGGAAAGGCUAUUCUUAAAUCAAAAGGCCUUUUUACUAGUGACUCGGGCUUUUGGCUUUCUAUAGGAGCUAUGAUAGGAUUCACUAUUUUGUUCAACAUCUUCUACAUUUUGGCCCUUACAUACUUGAGCCUUUCAGUAGGUACUAGUGAAGCCACAAAUAGGCCAACUCAUUCAGGAAUUGUGUUGCCUUUCCAGCCUCUUUCACUUUCUUUUAACCAUAUAAACUAUUAUGUGGACAUGCCUGCGGAAAUGAAGGAGCAAGGUUUCGCGGAAAGCCGUCUUCAGUUGCUCACUGAUAUUAGUGGUGCUUUCAGGCCAGGUGUUCUGACAGCAUUAGUUGGGAUGAGUGGAGCUGGGAAGACCACUCUAAUGGAUGUCCUGGCUGGAAGGAAAACCAGUGGAUCUAUUGAAGGAAGUAUCACCCUCUCUGGUUACCCUAAAAACCAAGAAACCUUUGCCCGCAUUAGUGGAUAUUGCGAACAAACUGACAUCCAUUCACCCAACGUUACUGUAUAUGAAUCCAUUCUCUACUCUGCUUGGCUGCGUCUUUCAUCAGAUGUUGACGACAAAACAAGACAGAUGUUUGUGGAGGAAGUCAUGACCCUUGUAGAGCUUGAUGUGCUGCGUAAUGCUAUGGUUGGUCUCCCUGGAGUGGACGGGUUAUCAACUGAACAAAGAAAGAGAUUGACAAUUGCAGUGGAGCUGGUAUCAAAUCCUUCAAUCAUAUUCAUGGAUGAGCCAACUUCAGGGCUUGAUGCUAGAGCAGCAGCAAUUGUAAUGCGGGCACUUCUACUUUUGAAAAGAGGAGGGCGGGUUAUUUAUGCUGGUGAACUUGGUCGCCACUCUCAUAAACUAGUUGAAUACUUUGAGGCAAUUCCAGGUGUAGCAAAGAUUACAAAAGGAUAUAAUCCUGCAACAUGGAUGCUUGAAGUUAGUUCCCCUCUAGCGGAGGCUCGCUUGGAAAUGAAUUUUGCUGAAAUAUAUGCUAAUUCUCCUCUUUAUAAGGAAAACCAAGAACUUAUUAAGGAAUUGAGUGUUCCACUGCCAGGCUAUGAGGAUCUCUCAUUUCCUACAAAGUAUUCUCAGAAUUUCUACAACCAAUUUGUUGCAAACUUCUGGAAGCAAUACAAAUCUUAUUGGAAGAAUCCACCCUACAAUGCCAUGCGCUAUCUUAUGACGGUGCUCAAUGGACUUGUAUUUGGCACAGUGUUUUGGCAAAAAGGAACAAAAUUAGAAUCACAACAAGAUUUGUUCAAUCUACUUGGAGCCACUUAUGCUGCUGUCUUCUUCCUUGGGGCUUCCAAUUGCAUCACAGUUCAACCCGUUGUGGCAAUAGAGCGAACAGUUUUCUACCGUGAAAAGGCAGCUGGGAUGUACUCUCCAUUAUCCUAUGCAUUAGCUCAGACAAGCGUGGAGAUCAUCUACAAUAUCCUGCAGGGGUGUCUAUACACAAUCCUCAUCUAUUCAAUGAUUGGAUAUGAGUGGAAAGUUGACAAGUUCUUCUAUUUCCUAUUUUUCAUAAUUGCAAGUUUCAACUACUUCACAUUGUUUGGCAUGAUGUUGGUGGCAUUGACCCCAUCUGCGAUGAUCGCAAACAUACUCAUAUCCUUUGUACUCCCUCUUUGGAACCUAUUUGCUGGAUUCCUCAUCGUCAGACCGGCCAUACCAAUUUGGUGGAGGUGGUACUACUGGGCCAACCCAGUGUCCUGGACCAUCUAUGGUGUCGUUGCAUCACAAUUUGGCGAGAACAACAAUUCUCUUUCGAUCCCCGGUGGGAGCCCUACAGUGGUGAAGCAAUUCUUGGAGGAUAUUUUGGGCAUCAAGCAUGAUUUCCUUGGCUAUGUAGUGCUAGCCCACUUCGCCUAUGCCAUUGGAUUCUACUUCAUCUUUGGCUACUCCAUUAAGGUUUUGAACUUCCAGAAACGUUAG